CAGCAUUGACACGUUAAAGGUACAUAACCACCGAUAGUCUUGCUGUUGCCAGGAGGAGGUUUUAGAUCCAAAAUCACAAUUGCAAAUUUCCCCUUUUGCAGAUGACCGACCCUUACGAGGAGAUGUUUUGUGUUUACUGUGCUUUGCACCAGUGGUAGCGAGCGCAGGCAAAAUAUGCGACGCCUGUCAGGCUAUUUACAGAAAAUGCUGAGCAAGAGAAAGUUCCCCGGACUGCAAUGACACGAAGAGAGCGACCCGUACGCCCACACAGCACCUCGGAUUAAUGCAAUCUGCACAGAAAUGGAAACAAUGGAAAUAAUGGACUCGGAGAGCCAGAUGAUGGUACUGCGGGACACGCUGGUGGAGGGACGAGAGGAGCCGUACGAUGAGGUGGAAGAUCUGAGCAACAGUCUAAGAGAUGCGCUUCAGGACGAAGCUGUAAAGCCAAAACUCCACUGCCUGAUGAUGGACCCAGCCUUCUCAAUGGUGACGGUUCAGAACGAGGACAGUGCUAUAGUUUGGGAAACAGCCUCCAGUCGCUGCUCAACACCCUGGGCUUCAGAGAUGAACGCCACUGCUCCAGAUCCCAGCUGCGCUCUCACCAGUCCUGGCACAGCUGGCAAUAUUGUUGUUGUUAUGGAUGAAGAACUAAUGACCAGAAGGGAGAAAAGGAAACCAAGACCAGUGAAAACCAAGGCUCUUCCUUACACAGGUGGUGAUGAUGAUGAUGAGAUCAUGAGACCAGCCAUGGUGGAGGUGUCCCUCCCUAAUGUCCCACAAGCUGAAGCCGAAAUGGCAAACGCCAAAGAAGAAAAACAUCAGCGUUUGUUCAGUCUGCUCUCUGAAGGAUCUGAAAUUCUGAACAUCAUUGCUCCGCCUAAAGUGUCUACGGUUGACGAGGAGGCGAGUAAACGUCUGGAAGACUGUUUGUUUUACCUCGAGGAGACACCUGCUGUUAAGUCCACACAGAUGUUCCCAGAUGAACCUGAAGACGUUACUGCCGAGGCUGAGACUGGAGAGCCGAACGUAGUGACAUCGAUAAUAUCAGAGCCCUAUGUCCCGGUCACACCCUUCGUGGGAUCCAAAAGAGGCGCCACGGCGGAUGACUACUUUGAGAAGUUUACUCUACUGGAUAACCAAGGGCCAUCAGGAGAGGCACAAACAGCUCACCAGAAGACAGAGGGCUCCACAGAAGACAUACAGGAUAAAGACGAGGCGCCGCCUGCACCGAGUCCUGGACUCUCAUGCGUCUCCUCGGCCGUAAGUAUGUUAGAUAUUUCUGGUGAACACCUGGACGAUGUUUUUUACGGCUGCAGCAUCAGGAGUGAGCCGCACUCUCCAGAUGACAUCGCAUGUGCCCGACAAGAGACGAGAGAUCUUUCAAAAUCAUCACUGAAGAAAAGCGGCUCCGCCUUGUUCGAAAGCGAGGAGUCUGUGCUCACCCCGAUAUACCUUCCCGAAGGACCUCCGAAAAUCAUCGACCUCAACCUGCUUGAAGAGCCCAAAGCCAUGGCUUUUCUGUACUCAGACCUGUAUGCAGACGCCGUGGGGAGCAGAAAGAAGCAGGACGAUGAUGCUGAGAGUGUGACCUCUGAAAAAUCUUUCAACAGACAAGAGUCAGACUCUGAGGACCAAGGGUAUCUGGAGAAGUUUGUGCUGAAGAUGGAGACUCCCAAGUGCGAUCUGGAACCUGACUUAUGUUGCAAAGAAAGCCAGGACUCGUUCAGACUUGCAGGAUACAUGGAGGAACCUAAAACCCAAGUGGAGAUGAAGCCAGAGGAGAUGGAGGAGAUCACAGAUUUCUUUAGAAACAGCGCAUCUUCAUCACCGUGUGAACCUGUUGAUUUAUAUCAACCUGAGCCAGAGGAAGAACCCAAAGUUGCGAGGACUACACGCGUUUCAUUCAAAGAUGAAGUGGCGAAGAAUGAAAGGGGGGGGAGUAAUUCUCCUCCGUUCAUGGACGAUAUAGACUUUGAGGAAGCGUUUUUACCUGUUGAAAUAAGUGAGGAUUGCCCAGCAUGGGAAGAAAACUUGCAAACAUUUUCCACAAAAAAAUCAACCUCGACCAGGACAGAUAAACCAAAGUCUACAAGGAAAACCCUUCAAGAACCUCCCAAAUCUACUCAUAUUAUCAACACGGUCAAACCCAAAGUUCCAUGCUACAAACCCUUCCUUGAUCUGAGCCCGCUGCUGCCGGCUGAGUCCGAGGAUGAGGAACAACAGGCAGAUGAAGAAAAGAAGCAAGAGGACAAAAGUAUUAAUGGCUCAGAAGAGACGAGAACAUCUGAGGCUAAAGUGGAAGAAGAGACGAGUGAAACUCCUCAUGAUGUCACACAACACGGAUGUGAUGAUGUCACAGCAGCAGAUGUGCAGGAUCAUCUGUUUGAGAACAAUGCUGAAGAUCAUAAUGAGACUGUAGAUGCCCCGGCUGCUUUGAACAAAUCCAAGUAACUCUGGCUUGAUUCUUAAUUUGCAAUGCUAGCAGCAGAGGUCAGUAAUGCUAAACAAGAUGAACUGAACACAAUGUGUAUCUCAGUAGAGACAGACACACCACACGGGCGGAUAUUAACACAUUUAUGUACAGUACAACAGGUUGAGUGUUAGUGAGUGAAAAAAGGUAGGAAAUGAGAAAAAUGUGUAAGUGAGGGUGUGCGUGGCUGUUUAUAGGCUUAAACUCACUGUAGACUGAGACAUCUAGAACAGUGGUUCUCAAACUGGGGGGCUGUGAGAUGAUGACAGGGAGCCCAAAUUUAUGUCAUUUAAUAAAACACAUUAAUUUAUAAUAAAUACUUCCUAAUUAAACUUCAGAAAAAUAAGGCUGCUAACCAACAGCACUACAUUGUAUAAUUUAAUAUGUUUUGUUUUUUCUCAAAUAUUAAGUUUAAAGAAACAUUUCACUUUCUUAAUAAAAAAUUCCAAAAAUUUACUCAUCCCAAUAUCAUCAAAGAUGUUUGUGUCUUUGUUCAAUUGAGAAGAAAUUAAAUUUGUUUGAGGAAAACAUUCCAGGAUUUUUCUCCAUAUAGUGGACCUCAACAGUAAACAGUUUCAAUACAGCUUCAAAGCACUCUAAACGAUCCCAACGUCUUGGUAAGGGUCUUAUUAAGCAAAACAAUCGUCAUUUUUGUCGAGAAAAAACUAUGUACUUUUAAACCACAACUUCUCAUCUUGCACUAUUCGAGUGACAUGUCAGCGCGACUUUACGUAAUGCAAAAGCAUGUCGAAAGAUCAACUAUGACGUCCAGUGUUUACAAGUAUGGAGAAAGAGAAGCGUCAGACGUUGUUGUAUGUAUAAUGAUAUUAAUGAAUGUCUUUGUGUCAGUCUAUUGUUUAAAAUUAUCCGCAGGUGUUAGUUUCACAGAAGUAAUGAGUAAUAUGUAAGGUCACGCUGGCUCAUCACACGGCUAGUGUAAGAUGAGAAGUUGUGUUUUAAAAGUGCAUAUUUUUCUUGCUGCAAAUGACAAUCGUUAAACUGAGAAAAACCCUGAAACGUUUCCUCGAAAAACUAAUUUUUUUCUCAUUUGAACAAAGAAAGACAUAAAAAUCUUGAAUGACAUGGGGUGAGGAAAUUAUCUGGAUUUUUUUAAGUAAGUGGAAUAUCCCUUUAAGAACGCACGCCGAAAAAGUUUGAGAACCACUGAUCACAACAAAUAAAUCAAGAAAUAUAGACGGGUUGCACGGCGACGUCACUAACUGGUUGCGCGCGCAACCGAGGGGCAGAAAGAAGAGAAGUGCAUUGUGUUGUAUGCUCGUAGCGGUGUCUGUAAGUCAAAAUGCCAAGGAAUUGUUGCGUGGAAAAUAGUACCAACAGAGUCAGUGCUGGGUGCCUGAUGUUAACAUACCAGUAGAUGCGACUAUUACGUUACUAGCAUUAUAAUUAUAAAAUUAUAAUUUAUACAUGUAUCACAGUAAAACUGCAAAAAUAAAGACAGAAAAACAGAUCCAACUAUAAUCAAGUCUUAUUUAUAUACAAACAAUAAAGAACGCUUCAAUAAUUAAGGUUGUUGCAGUAGCAGAUCAGCUCACCAAUCGGGCUUUCUGCCCCCUGGAUGCGCGCGCACCCUGCAAUGUUUGUAAACUUGCAACCCCUCUAUAAGUAACUAAAUGUUGCAGUAAAGUUAAUUCUGAUGAAUCUGCUCAGUCAAUAGAAUAAAUAAUAUACAUCAAAUAGUUACAUCAGUUUUUUUAGAUUUGAAAUAAACAUCAUUCCAAUAA
Paramisgurnus dabryanus is the source of this 4212-nucleotide messenger RNA. RefSeq lists its product as uncharacterized. Lineage: Eukaryota; Metazoa; Chordata; Actinopteri; Cypriniformes; Cobitidae. The record is from RefSeq and is a predicted model, not a curated record.